AUGUUGCAUCUGUUGUGGUUGCUGGUGUUCUGUUUUGCUGUCAGGGGCAAAGAGAUUGAGAGCUUGGUGAACAGCAAUUGGACAAAUAGGUCUGCAAUGAACCAUGAUGAGAGAAGUACCAGUGACUCAAUUUUAAAUAUAAUCAGCUUCACUCGUGUUCAGUGCACUGGAGCCGGUGGUCUGCAAGGAACAUGCUAUUCAAGGAGACAGUGCUCCGGCUUGCAAGGCACACUAUCUGGGACCUGUGCCUAUAAUUUGGGUGUCUGCUGUGUCAUUUACAGGUCAUGUGACUCAUCUACGAAUAACAAGGUCACAUAUUUCACCAACCCUGACUUACCUACACCAUCUAGAGAAAACUUAAACCCGUUCUGCCCCCUCACAGUCUCCAAGAGUAACAAAAAUAUUUGUCAGUUACGUAUCGACUUUCUUGACUUCAGUCUUGCUCAGCCAGAUGUGCGUGGCCAAUGUGUUGAUGACUACCUUGAAGUAAUAGAUGGCAUUACAGCAGUACCUAAAAUCUGUGGUGAAAACGCCGGCCAUCACGUGUAUGUGGACUUCCACCCAAAGAAUACCCAAAUAAAAUUAAACAUUGUAACCAGCAAAUCAGCAUCCGGCAUUCCCAAGUGGAACAUGAAGAUCAGUCAAAUAGAGUGUAACAGCCCUGACAAAGAUAGAGGAGACAUCCUGCAGAUGUAUCCAUUGUCACCUUCCAUAUCUUAG
This is a messenger RNA of Cryptotermes secundus, 720 nucleotides long. RefSeq lists its product as uncharacterized. The record is from RefSeq and is a predicted model, not a curated record. The transcript has 6 exons. NCBI's taxonomy places the organism in Eukaryota, Metazoa, Arthropoda, Insecta, Blattodea, Kalotermitidae. Bases 1 to 720 code for a protein of 239 amino acids.